AUGGCGGCGGAGGCCGAGGAGGAGCUGGCGCACGCCGAGGUGCUGGAGCUCUUUCAGGAGGCGCUGGCGCGGCUGGUGCAGGACCCCCUGCUCUGCGACCUCCCGCCGCAGGUGACGGCCGAGGAGAUCGGCUCGCAGGUGGCGCUGGAGUAUGGGCAGGCCAUGACCGUGCGCGUCUGCAAGGCGGACGGCGAGAUCAUGCCCGUGGUGGUGGUGCAGAACGCCUCGGUGCUGGAUCUGAAGAAGGCGCUGCGGCGGCACGUCCAGCUGCGGCAGGCACGGCAGGGCGGUGUCCAGCACCUCAGCUGGAAGUACAUCUGGAGGACGUACCACUUAACCUUCGCAGGCGAGAAACUGGCAGACGACAGGAAGAAGCUGAGAGAGUAUGGCAUCAGAAACCGGGACGAGGUCAGCUUCAUAAAGAAGCUUCGCAAGUAACCUGUCAGAGCAGAGACUCCAGCCCUCCCAG
This is a messenger RNA of Indicator indicator, 469 nucleotides long. It is a transcript of the gene SNRNP25, whose product is annotated as small nuclear ribonucleoprotein U11/U12 subunit 25. Gene Ontology annotation, cellular component: U12-type spliceosomal complex. The record is from RefSeq and is a predicted model, not a curated record. NCBI's taxonomy places the organism in Eukaryota, Metazoa, Chordata, Aves, Piciformes, Indicatoridae. The transcript is spliced from 6 exons. Gene Ontology annotation, biological process: mRNA splicing, via spliceosome. Gene Ontology annotation, molecular function: protein binding. The coding region runs from base 1 to 438 and encodes 145 amino acids.